AUGAAACCAUGCAUCUAUCCUCACCCAUCGAUCCCUCUGAACGAGAGGAAGUUGACGGCGAAAUCGAGAACUCUUCCUGGCCAAAAUGCGCCUUGGCAUGCAGCUGGGGACCGCCUCAAUCGCGUUGUGACGGCGAUUGCACCUAUUUAUGGACCUCUUGGUGCACCACUUGACCCGUUUGAGUCUUUAGCUUUGAAAAUGCCGUUCAAGUCUGCGGAUCUGCUCCAUUACUUUGUCAAGUGCGGCGAGUACUUGUCUCCGUCUUCUUCCAAGCACAUUGUCAGCACUGUCGGCCAUGACAGUAAUGCAUUACGCAAUACCUUGCUUGUUGCUAGCCUACACUACUCAUGGAGUAGUGGUAGCAUGCAACUCUUCACACAGACAUAUCUUUUACACAAGGUCGAGAGCUUGAAUGAAAUUAACAGCUGGAUGCGAGAUAUCUAUAAAAGGGAAACGUCAAACAAAAUUAUCCAGAGUAUUACAACACACUGCAUCGUAGAGGCAGCUUUGGGUAAUUUUGCUCUAGCCCAGGUACACUUGAAAGGAUUGAUGAGCUAUAUAGGCUCAAUGGCACUUGAGGUUUGUCGACCGACUCGAAUUGAAGAAGAACUGAUUAAUCGAUAUGUAUUGGUGAUCAUGAUCUUUGUCAAUGGCCUUUCCACUCGCGUCACCGAUGUUACGCCAAUAAACCCACAGGAUAGUACAGCAAUAUACUCUGUGAUUCGGAAAGGCCACAGGGAAGAGCACUCAGGACUCGAGAAUCGAUUGAAGGCGCUGAUGAUGAUGCCCUACUUUUUCUCAGUUCCCCAACCUGGAAUAUCCUUGGGGCUCAUUGAUGCAAGGGAAUUUGUCGAUACGUUAUCAGAUUUUACCAAGAAAUCUGAAGCGAGACUCUUUCCCCUGGAAGAUGGGAAACUAAACGAAUUUUGGAUCGAAGGAACUGCGACCGCUCUGUUUCUGCUCUUAUUUGAAACCCACAUGUCAUCUAUCAUCGGGGGAAAGGGCCAGAGUUCGUUUGAUCCAUAUGAGAGGCCACCUCUCAAGUCUGCCUGGUCCCCAUUAGUGGCUGGAGCCUCGCUCUAUAUGGGUUGCAUCCUCGCUCUCUGGGACCUCGAUGUUGCCAGGGAUCACAAUUUGCAACGAUACUUGGUCCGCCUCAUUAGAGAGGAUGUCUGCAAGACGACAACGUGGUUGUGUGAGUGGAACGAGCAGAACCAAAAGUUGUGGUUCUGGAAAGUCUUUGUUGCGGCAAUGAGCUUUGCCGUCCGUCCAACUGCAGCCGAUGAUGAUGACUUGAUUUUACUACGCGAGGAAAUGAACGGGUAUAUCAAGUAUUGGAGCAAUGUGACUGGGGUUACAACUUGGACAGAGGCUCGCGCUGCGUUGGAGAACAUUUCAUGGCCUAAGUACCUCUACGCAGAAGAUGAGGCGCGUAGCGUAUGGAUCGAGGCCAUUAAGCAAGACGGAAGUUGA
Molecule: messenger RNA, 1473 nt
Organism: Clonostachys byssicola
Lineage: Eukaryota; Fungi; Ascomycota; Sordariomycetes; Hypocreales; Bionectriaceae
Source: the annotation of a GenBank genome assembly